Molecule: messenger RNA, 1297 nt
Organism: Arachis duranensis
Lineage: Eukaryota; Viridiplantae; Streptophyta; Magnoliopsida; Fabales; Fabaceae
Product: ERBB-3 BINDING PROTEIN 1
Exons: 9
Coding region: 1-1134 (377 amino acids)
Source: RefSeq, a predicted model, not a curated record
AUGCCUGAAGUUGUCACCAAAUACAAGACUGCGGCUGAGAUCGUUAACAAGGCUUUGAAGUUGGUGGUCUCAGAAUGUAAACCGAAGGCCAAGAUUGUGGACAUUUGCGAAAAAGGAGAUUCAUACAUUAGAGAGCAAACCGGUAAUGUGUACAAGAAUGUUAAGAGAAAGAUUGAGAGAGGCGUUGCUUUUCCAACCUGCAUAUCUGUAAACAAUACAGUCUGUCAUUUCUCUCCUCUAGCGAGCGAUGAGGCGGUGUUGGAAGGAGGUGAUAUAUUGAAAAUUGAUAUGGCUUGUCAUAUAGAUGGAUUCAUUGCUGCUGUGGCACACACACAUGUGCUUCAGGAUGGCCCAGUUACAGGACGGGCAGCUGAUGUUAUCACAGCUGCAAACACUGCUGCCGAAGUAGCCUUAAGACUUGUAAGGCCGGGAAAGAAGAAUAAGGAUGUAACCGAGGCAAUUCAAAAGGUUGCUGCUGCCUAUGAUUGUAAAAUUGUUGAGGGUGUGCUUAGUCACCAAAUGAAGCAAUUUGUAAUUGAUGGGAACAAAGUUGUGCUUAGUGUAACAAAUCCAGAUUCAAGGGUUGAUGAUGCGGAGUUUGAGGAAAACGAAGUUUAUGCAAUUGAUAUAGUAACAAGCACUGGAGAAGGCAAGCCCAAGCUGUUGGACGAAAAGCAAACCACUAUUUAUAAGAGAGCUGUUGACAAGAGUUAUCACUUGAAGAUGAAAGCAUCUAGAUUUAUUUUCAGUGAAAUAAGCCAAAAAUUUCCAAUCAUGCCAUUCUCUGCUAGGGCUUUGGAAGAGAAAAGAGCUCGCCUGGGUCUAGUGGAAUGUGUGAAUCAUGAGCUCUUGCAGCCAUAUCCUGUUCUGCAUGAAAAGCCGGGUGAUUAUGUUGCACACAUCAAAUUCACAGUCUUGCUAAUGCCAAAUGGAUCGGAUCGAGUCACCUCUUAUCCACUCCAAGAGUUGCAGCCAACGAAAACCAUAGAGGAUCCAGAUAUCAAGGCAUGGCUGGCUUUGGGCACAAAGACAAAGAAGAAAGGUGGUGGGAAAAAGAAGAAAGGUAAGAAGGGGGACAAGGCAGAUGAAUCAGCUGAAGCUGAGCCUAUGGACUCUGCAAAUGGUCAAGAAUGAGUUUAAAAUGAUCUCGUUUCAUUUUUCAACACCCCUUUCAAUUUUGGUACACUGUUCACUGAAUUGUAUCUCUGCUUGGAUAUGAAUUUAGUAUAGUAUUCACUGUUCAGAUAUUAGAUACUAACAGCAAGUUUUCUUAUGCCCAUUAUUGUUGCAUCCCAAA